GAACGCCAUAUUAUGAAGUAACGUGUUGACCAUAAAAAUGAAACGAUGUGAAAUGUGAAUUAAGUGAGCGUUGCAGUGUGUAUUUACAGCGUGGUUUAUAAUGUGAACGCGAUUUGCCAAACCACUAACUGCAUGUGCAAUUUACAUACAUUUUCAACUGUAACGAGCUCCUGAUUGCAGCGGGGAAAUGCUGUCAGUUAGCCGGGACAUCCAAUGACAGAACCUUGGACUGUGACUUGUGCGUAAUUACGAUAGAGCUAGCACGCAUCGCGUAAUUACGCAGUUAACAAUUAAGUUUAUACGAAUUCGUUACGGAAGUGUUCAGAUUAGGCUACUCUCUUAAUAAUUGAUCAUAAUUCGCAAUACUCUAAACGAUUGCUCUAUUCGUAAAAUUAUAGUGCCAGCUUUAACACGAUUGUAAUAUAGCCUACCCUGAUCAUCAGCUCACUGGCUCAUUAAGGCAACUUAAUCAGAUCAGACGCUGUUAUAACCUGUUAUUGUGGUGAUCACACCUUUCAAACCCUUCUUGUCUUUAAAAUCAUAUUUACAAGUAAUUGUUUUGUGAACUACCGAGGGAUACCCCACCGUUAUUAUCCUCCUCAUAGAGCAGUUAAGAUAGGUUAACUCGCUGUAAAGUCUCAGCUAAGCAGAGAACUGAUGACGUGAGGUUGAGUGACCAAUAGGAAGGCGCUGCCCUUUGGAGACAAACCAUUUUACUUGUAGUGUCUGCAUCAAGUCUAGAAGCAAGGACUCAAAUUUAACAGAAUCCACCUUAUAAUCUCCUGCCUUUACUCAAGCCCACCUUUCGCCAUACUGCGUGAGAAAAACGGAAGGGAGAAAAAAGAGGCAUUUCGGAGUAAUAAGGCAGCAUUCUCUAAACAAGGGGGAAAGAACACCACAACAGGACCUAUUUGGGCUUGAGAGACGGGAGGGGGGGAGUAAGUACUCUCAAGGCAGAAAAUUUGAUGAUGACCAUGACUACGAUGGCUGACGGUCUGGAGGCUCAGGACUCGUCAAAAUCGGCUUUCAUGGAGUUUGGUCAGCAGUCGCACUCGCAGCAGAGCUCUCCGUCGAUGGCCGCCAGCCACUACCCGCUCCACUGCCUCCAUUCCGGCUCCCACGCUCACCAGCACGACAACUCUCCGUAUUCAGGCUCAAACUCGUAUAACAGGUCGCUACCAUACUCGUACAUGAGCCAUCCGCACCACAGUCCAUACCUGCCGUCCUACCAUAAUAACGCCGCCGGCACACAGACGAGGUUAGACACAGAACAGCAGAAAACAACAGUGAUUGAAAACGGAGAAAUACGUUUCAACGGGAAAGGCAAGAAGAUUCGAAAGCCGAGGACGAUUUAUUCCAGUUUGCAGCUUCAGGCAUUAAACCACAGAUUCCAGCAAACCCAGUAUCUUGCCCUGCCGGAGCGCGCGGAGCUGGCGGCUUCCCUCGGGCUCACACAGACACAGGUAAAAAUCUGGUUCCAGAACAAAAGGUCGAAGUUUAAGAAGCUGCUGAAGCAAGGCAGUAAUCCCCAUGAGAGUGACCCGCUGCCGGGCUCCAUCGCUCUGUCCCCGCGCUCUCCGGCCAUCCCUCCCAUAUGGGACGUGUCCGCGUCUUCCAAGGGAGUGAACAUGUCUGCCAACAGCUACAUGCCCGGCUACUCACACUGGUACUCCUCACCUCAUCAGGACUCUAUGCAGAGAUAGGCUGCGAAUCAUUGGCGGUAUAGGCCCGAGGCCUCGCCGCUGACCCUCGUUUAGUUUCUCCCAGCGCAGUGAUAACAACAGUGACCCACAUUGCCAUCUGUAAAAUACAAACUGAGGACAUUUUUUCUGUGGGAAGUUUCAUGUGAAGGAUAAACAAUGAUCUCUUGCGUGGCGGACAGUGGAUCUAAACUGUUGCAACUCAAAUGGGAUUGAUUUAACAACCCGCCAGUUAUAUCUGUUGACUUGUAAACCAAACACAUAGCUCCAUCACCAGCAUGGGACAAAAGUGGAAGCGGAAAGAAACACUGACGCCUUUUCAAAUAACCCAUGUGUCACAUGUGAAAACGAACUAAAAAAAAAAAAAAAUUUGCGGUCUUUGCGUUAUGAAUACAUGUUUUUCAUCAAGCAAAAGAAAGCAAAUCGCUUGUAAAUAUGUUGUCUAAUUUUAGUUGUAAAAUACUUUUUAUGUUUUGUCAUAAAUCGAGUAAAAAAACAUGGCUUCAAACAAUGCGUCAUGCCCUUGAUUUAUUAUUAUUAUUAUUAUUUUAUUUGUUUUUUAGUUUUUCUCUUUUUUUUUAACAUUACAGACAUUUGAAUGGUGAUUUAAGUUUUUUUUUUAUUCAAAUCUGUUCUUUUAUUAUUAUUAUUAUUUAGUAGAUUACAUUGUUAAUUAAGCCUUUAGCGUUCAUUAAAUGCUAUUCUUGACAUGUAAAGAAUUUCUCUCCUUUUACAUAGAUUCAUUCAAAAUAACACUAACUCUUGGUGUUAUAGGCCUAUAGAGAAUAUACGGGUGGUAUAAUCUAAAGAAGUAACAAAAUGGCUUACCAUAGUUGGUCUUCUCUCAUCGAGUUUUUCCUAUAAUAUAGAACGGCAUCUUGUCCAUCUACUCUGUCUCAAUCAUUACAGUAUUGACAAAAUGUUUUUCCCCCUCUCUCCCUGUCUUGAUGUGCGAAACGCUGAAUACCAUUCGCCACAGGAUCGAUCCCGAACAAAGCACCCAGCUGCAGUCUCGUUCAAUAUGAAGGAGAUAUUUGGGACAAUUUAUGGGUUUUAUCCAAGUGAAGGUUUUUUUCCUAUUCUCAUAAAUGCAGACAUAAUUAGGGUAAUUUUUGAUGUAGCCCGCUGAUUACAGCGUUUUUACCGUCAAAGAUAAUUACCUGUAAUUUUCUACCACUUUUAAUACUGAAAGGCAUCUUUAUUUGGAUUUGAGGUAGCAAAGACGAAACAAAAAGACGAAAUUAUUCGGUUAUUCAUGUACAAAUUGCUGACAAGGGUGAACGCUCGGGAUAUUAUCUGAAAUUACAGUGUUGAAUAGGGGAGAGGAGAAGCCCCUGCAGCUGUCAAACCUGUGGAUGCCCCAUGCAGGCGCACAAAUGGAGCUUGAUUUUUUAAACACUUUUCUGAUCGGAGUGGAUUUGGUAUGGUUCAUUUAGAUAUUUCGCAUUUAUGGAAUGAGAUGCUGAAAUAUUGUAGGCCCUGUGUCUCCGCCAUGGGGUUUACGCAACUUUGCGAAUAUCGAUAAAAAUAGUUUUUGAAAAUAAUUCAAAUGCUUAAAAAAAAUAAAAUAAACACAGAUGAAGAUGUAACUAGAUAGAGACAUACACACAGGGACAAUUAAUAGUGAAACAGUAGAGGGUAGGACAAUGUGACAAGACAAGAAGAGAGAGGAGGAGAGAAAAGAGAACGGGAGAGAGAGAAAGGGAGAGAGAGAGAGGGAGAGAGAGAGAGAGAGAAUCGUAAUAGUUUACUUGACACGACGAUUUUGCAUUUGAAAGAUAGCCUGUUUCCCUCAGCACUGUCUGUGAUCAAGUAUCAGCACGCCUCAGACAGACACCACAGCUCUCUACUCCACUACGCCAAAAGACAUUAAGACAUUGCUUACCUCCAUAGCCGGACGGAGGCCGUGGUUUCGGUGCAGAUCCCGCAUGAAAUACGGACAGUCCCAUGCACUGCUCGUGGUUGAGUAAGCAAAUUCAGGUGUGAAAGUGUUUUGCACAGCCCAACACCUCUUAUAUAUUGGCCGCAAAAUUAACCGUUAUUACUGUCACUGUUUAGCGAUGGUGAGCCAGAAAAAGCCUUCUGCAAUCAAGAACCAAGCGCAUCUUUGCAAAUUAUAGAUAAUUGUAAAUGUCCAGAUUAUGAUAAUGGACCCCUAAUCCUGGUGGAAGUAUAAUUAUUGUUGAGCGUUAUACAGUUGAAGCUAACUGUCAUUAUUCAUACACCAUUUGCGGAGGGAUUCGCUGAGUGGAAAAUGGUCAGUUGGAAUUUAACAAGGCUCUCGAUAUAAUGGCAUAGGAAGUAAGUGUGUGUGUGUGUGUGUGUGUGUGUGUGUGUGUGUGUGUGUGUGUGUGUGUGUGUGUGUGUGAAUGCUUUAGAGGAUAAUCAAGAAUCAACAUAAUAAUCCUAAUACCAGUUUUACUUUUUGUAAAUCUUGCACAUCGUGAAUUUGCAGCUUGUAUGAUAUCUUUCAUUUCCUCCGUUUAUUAGCCUAUAAUACUACAGAUUUUAGUUGAAAAAAUAACGCUAUUGUUGUUAGUGUGUGUGUGUGUGUGUGUGUGUGUGUGUGUGUGUGUGUGUGUAUCUGUGUGCGUACGAGAGAGAGAGAGAAAGCAAGAGAGAGGUGGAUUUGAAGGAUAGUGACGAGCAUACACGCAUACACGUGUAACCUCAAAUUUACUGACAAUUAAGAUAUUGUACACUAUAAUAUUUAUAUCCGUAUAGGCACGAGGUAGAUAGUUGUGUAUAACCGAAUACCUGCAGACAUAGGCCUAAAUAUUUAUUUGAUGUCCUACUGUGAUGUUUUAUGAUUUUUUUGUUUUUUUUUACGAUGCACUUGUGUUGUCAUACAGAUUUGAUUAAACGUUCACAUUUCCGUGAUUUAUGCGUUAUAAGAUGAUGAUCUGUGGGAGCUGAAUUGUAGCAGGAAAUGGCUGAGUCCUCAAAAGGAGUCUCUUUCAUAUCAUUCUCAAAAAUUAAAAACAGAGAGAUGUACACCACUAUUUUUUUAAUGAUUGUUUUACAUUCUGAAAUCCAUAGUCUAAUAUCCUAAAUGCUUUCAAUAUUUAUAAGCUAUGUUUAUCGUAAAGAAUGGAAAACUAUCUCUGGUAGGCCUACUAAAUAAGCU
This is a messenger RNA of Ictalurus furcatus (blue catfish), 4827 nucleotides long. RefSeq names its product distal-less homeobox 6a (gene dlx6a). Bases 966 to 1703 code for a protein of 245 amino acids. The transcript is spliced from 3 exons. The record is from RefSeq and is a predicted model, not a curated record. NCBI's taxonomy places the organism in Eukaryota, Metazoa, Chordata, Actinopteri, Siluriformes, Ictaluridae. Gene Ontology annotation, biological process: regulation of transcription by RNA polymerase II; cell differentiation; embryo development. Gene Ontology annotation, molecular function: DNA-binding transcription factor activity, RNA polymerase II-specific; RNA polymerase II cis-regulatory region sequence-specific DNA binding.